Molecule: messenger RNA, 852 nt
Organism: Symbiodinium natans
Lineage: Eukaryota; Dinophyceae; Suessiales; Symbiodiniaceae
Source: the annotation of a GenBank genome assembly
AUGGGCCGUGUCGCAGAGAUAACGCCUGAGUUUGGCGCCAUGGCGGAGCUCGUCCUCAGUCCCCCGACCGCCCUCGCGUGCAGGGAGCGGCACGUGGAUGCCCACCGCGACCGCGCCAAUGCUGCCUCCACGCCUUUCAGGAAGAAGCCCUCGGUCCAGCGUGGAAGUUCCAGCGCCAGCCGCGCCCGAGACAGGUCCUCGAAGGUCCACAAAUCCUCCGGCUUACCUGUGGCAUCCGGCUCCCAAGCCGAACAGGAGAAGAAGACGAAGAAGGAUAUGUCCGCGAAGGAAAAGAAGGGCGCCUCCAAGAAGAGACGUGCCACGACCAGUUCUUCUUCCUCCUCUUCCUCUUCCUCUUCCCCUCCCUCCAAAAAGAAGCGGAAGCAGAAGGCCAAUAUCAACAAAAAAGAGGAGUCCCCACCGCCAUCUUCUUCCAGCGCAACCAAAAGCAAGAAGAGGGAGAAGAAGCAGAAGAAGUACAAGAAGGACGAGCUGCCCGAGCCUGGUAAGAAGCGCGAGUCCCCACCGCCUGCAUCCCGCUCGAAGGAGCCCGGUCGUCGCACUGUGGACACCGUCGCGGUCCUCAAGAUCCACCGCAUUAACGCCAUCUCCGCCGACGGCAAGGGCGUGGUGAAGGAGGACGCGCCCGUCGAUGAGGUCGCCCUCGUCGAGGAGGAGGAGACCGUCGCCGCAGCCGUCGCACGGCUCAUGGAGGCCCAGGGCAGCCAAUCAGAUGCGCCCAAUUGGGAGAUCCGUGCCAUGAACGACGACUUCGUCCUCCGUGAGAUGCAGCCCGAUGUGACCUUUGCCCGCGACUGCACCAGGGUGGCUUUGGUGCGCAAGGGUGGCUGA